Propithecus coquereli (Coquerel's sifaka) is the source of this 1754-nucleotide messenger RNA. RefSeq names its product zinc finger protein 446 (gene ZNF446). The record is from RefSeq and is a predicted model, not a curated record. The transcript is spliced from 6 exons. Lineage: Eukaryota; Metazoa; Chordata; Mammalia; Primates; Indriidae. Gene Ontology annotation, biological process: regulation of DNA-templated transcription. Bases 43 to 1416 code for a protein of 457 amino acids.
AGGUCCAUCUUUAUAGCUCCAAGAAGACCCCUUUGAACAAGAAUGCCAUCCCCUCUGGGUCCCCCAUGCCUAUCCCUCAUGGACCCUGAGAUCACCUUUGAGGAGCCUGAGGCUGCACGUCUGCGCUUCCGGGGGUUCUGCUACCAGGAGGUGGCAGGUCCCCGGGAGGCCCUGGCCCAGCUGAGAGAGCUGUGUCGCCAGUGGCUGCGGCCUGAGGCCCACUCCAAGGAGCAGAUGCUGGAGCUGCUGGUGCUGGAGCAGUUCUUGGGCACACUGCCCCCUGAGAUCCAGGCCUGGGUUCGAGGUCAGCAGCCAGGCAGCCCCGAGGAGGCUGCUGCCCUGGUCGAGAGGCUGCAGCAUGACCCUGGGCAGCUGUUGGGCUGGAUCACGGCCCACAUACUGAAGCGGGAAGUGCUCCCUGCAGCCCAGAAGACAGAGGAGUCCUCGAGGAGCUCUCAUUCCUCAGGGACAGUGGAGUCCCCUGGAGCAGCCCCUGGGGAGGGUCCUCAGGACACCAGGAUAGAGAGGUCCACCCAGCUUAGCUGCAGCGUGAAGGAGGAGCCCGAUGCCGAUGGGCAGGAAAUGGCACCCCCCAGCACUCCCCUUUCAGCCCAGUCCCCCGAGGGGCACGUUGGACACCAGGAACCAGAUUCCGUGUCUUUCCACCAACCCAGGAUUCAGGAGGAGUGGGGGUUGCUGGACCCGUCACAGAAGGAGCUGUACUGGGACGCGAUGCUGGAGAAGUACGGCAGAGAAGUAGUCUCUCUGGGGUUGCCGCCCCAGCAGCUGCAGCCAGUGCGGGCCCAGCCUGAGCCAGGGACGCUGCGCGAGGGGCCCGAGGUCUGCAGAAGCCUUUGCCCAGGAGAUGAGACCGAGGGUCCGCCGGGCUGCCCAGAGGCCCAGCUACCCCAGGGGCAGGGGCCUGUCGCUUGGGAGGGCCUGUCUGGGGCCGCUGCACCCGCUCCGCCGGCCGGCCUGGGGACACCGCCUGCGCGCCCCCCGCCCACGCCCCCGGAGGCUGGGGAGCCUGGCGCGCCUGCUAGGAAGCGCUACACGUGCGAGCAGUGCGGCCUCGGCUUCGACUGGAAGUCGGUGUUCGUCAUCCACCACCGGACGCACGCGGGCAGGCAGAGUGCGCAGGCCCGGGCCCCGGGCCCUGGGGGCGACACGGAGAAUUCGCCGCAGUGUCCCCUGGAACACGCUGCUUCGCGCCACCGGCCGCGGUCGUCGGCAGGGCCCGGGAGCUUCGUGUGUGAGGAGUGCGGGAGCCGCUUCAGCUGGAAGUCGCAGCUGGUCAUCCACCGCAAGAACCACACUGGCCAGCGGCGCCACUUUUGCAGUGACUGCGGCCGCGGCUUCGACUGGAAGUCCCAGCUGGUCAUCCACAGAAAGAGCCACCGGCUCGAGGCCGUGUGAACACCUGGACAGCGCAGCCCCGCCCUGGGGCCUUGGAGUUUUCAGGGCCUGGAUGCCAGCCCCCGUGGCGUGAGGAUCUGCCUCAGUCCAGGAGAUUCUGGAGGCAGCAGGGGCCUCCGGAGUGAACGGUGGUCCCAAGCAGGUCCUCUGCCCCUGGCCUGGCCUCCCCUAAAAGAACUGGGUGCAAGAAAAAGAAGCUGCUCCCUCCCUUCUUGCCCUUGUCUUCUGGAAUGAGGCCUGGGUUCAAGUCCUGGGCUUACUGGUGACCGUGGGGUGACUGCCAAGCCCCAGGCCCCCCGCUUGUGACAUGGUGCAGGCUGACAACACUCUCUACUCCU